Molecule: messenger RNA, 1362 nt
Organism: Magnolia sinica
Lineage: Eukaryota; Viridiplantae; Streptophyta; Magnoliopsida; Magnoliales; Magnoliaceae
Product: gibberellin 2-beta-dioxygenase-like
Exons: 3
Coding region: 176-1192 (338 amino acids)
Biological process (GO): gibberellin catabolic process; response to light stimulus
Source: RefSeq, a predicted model, not a curated record
CAAGGCCAGAUGCGUCACACAUUAUCGUUUUUAUCGCCUCUUCCCAUGCAUUUCCUCCCACCCACUUCCAAACUAUCCAAUCUGCAGUACCCAUCUCCCCAAAACCUCCUCUGUUUCCUCUGUUUGUUUUCCUGAAGGGGUGUGUGUGUGUGUGAGAGAGAGAGAGAGAGAGACCAUGGUGGUGCUAUCCAAACCAGCAAUAGACCAGAUUUCUCUGAUACAAAACCACAAGCCCAGCUUCUUUUCUGGCCUUCCUACCAUAGACCUCUCAAAACCAGACUCUAAAAACCAUCUUGUCAAGGCCUGUGAAGAGCUUGGGUUCUUCAAGGUCACGAACCAUGGUGUUCCAAUGGAUUUCAUGGAGAGAUUGGAAGCUGAAGCUGUGAAGUUCUUCUCUUUACCUCAGCCAGAGAAAGAACAAGCGGGCCCAGCUAAUCCAUUUGGGUAUUGCAAUAAGAGAAUUGGGCCCAAUGGGGAUUUGGGCUGGAUUGAAUACCUUCUCCUGCAAACCAAUGCCAAAUCCAUUUCUCAGAUUUCCUUGGCCAUUUCUAGAGAAAACCCAGAAAUCUUUUGCUCUGCUGUGAAUGACUAUAUAUCAGCUGUGAAAAGCUUAGCUUGUGAGGUACUCGAAUUGUUGGCAGAAGGGCUGAAGAUUCAAACAACGAAUGUUUUCAGCAAGCUUUUGAUGGAUGAGGAGAGUGAUUCUGUUUUCAGGAUCAAUCACUACCCUCCAUGUCCUGAGAUACAAGCAUUGGAUUGCAAUCUGACUGGAUUUGGAGAGCACACAGACCCUCAGAUAAUAUCAGUUCUAAGAUCAAACAAGACAUCAGGCCUGCAAAUCUCUCUUGCAGAUGGGAGUUGGGUUUCAGUCCCACCUGACCCCACCUCCUUCUUUUUCAUUAUUGGUGAUUCCUUGCAGGUCAUGACAAAUGGGAGGUUUCGGAGUGUGAGACACAGGGUGUUAGCUAACAGCCAGAAAUCAAGGGUGUCCAUGAUCUAUUUUGGUGCACCAGCUUUGAGAGAGAGGAUAGGACCCAUGCCAGUGCUGAUGAACGGUGGAGAUGAAAGCAUAUAUAGGGAUUUCACAUGGUCUGAAUACAAGAAGUCAGCGUAUAAAUCAAGGCUAGCUGAUAAUAGGCUUGGGCUGUUUGAGAAAAGAGAGGGAGCACAUCAACCGAGACUCAUGUACUGAAUUUUCCUUUUUGGGACUUUAGGUUGUGAAGACAGGUUGAAAAUCCUGACCCAAAUUAACCAAACAUAGAUAAUAACGAGGUUGUUUUUCUGCUUUUUUUUUUCUUUUUUCUUUUAAGCUUUUUUCAUGUGUCAGAUCUCACCUUCAGUAAAUAGAGAUUACUUUGAUAC